Messenger RNA from Nothobranchius furzeri (turquoise killifish), 3209 nucleotides. RefSeq names its product DAZ interacting zinc finger protein 1 (gene dzip1). Gene Ontology annotation, cellular component: ciliary basal body; cytoplasm. Lineage: Eukaryota; Metazoa; Chordata; Actinopteri; Cyprinodontiformes; Nothobranchiidae. The record is from RefSeq and is a predicted model, not a curated record. Gene Ontology annotation, biological process: cilium assembly.
AGUUGUUGUCCCAACUUGGCGCUCUUUUCUUCUCUGGAGCAGAGAUUUAGGAAUGUGGAGCCCAGCAGCUACGUCACCCACAAACCGCCUGGGGUAUCGUGGAUAGAAAACUUUUAAAACGACUGGACUUUAACUAAUACGACUGAUUUUGUGUCUGCGGUGUUUUGAUAACAUUCGUCUCCGCUGGGACGCUGGUCUCCGUCUCCUUGGUAACCCGCUGGACGCCCUGCCUCUGAGGGGGCGGAACCGGAGCGAAGCCGGUGGAGGAUGCCGUUUCACAAUGGAGCCUACUACCCCUACAGCAGCCUCACCCAGGGGACUCACUCCUCAGACGGGAUCCCCUCGGUCCUGAACUCCCCGACCAGCCACGCCGCAUCAGCACCAAGCAUGACUCCGUCCAGCGGAGCCUCCACUUUCCUCCCUUUCAAGUUCCGGCCUCGACGGGAGAGCGUGGACUGGCGGCGCAUCAACGCCGUGGACAUUGAACUGGUGAUGAGCCAGCUGGAUGUGGACGCCCUCCAGGAGCACAUCAGCACCGUGACUUUCUGUAGCUUGGAUGGGGAGCGGUGCCAGCGGUGCCAGAGCCCCGUGGACCCGGCUCUAGUUAAGCUCCUGCAGCUGUCUCAGCUGAUGGUGGAGUGGCUCCUGCACUGCCAGGACCUCCUCAGCUUGAACCUGCGAGCGGCAGAAGAGCGGCUGGUGGCGGCCAGCCUGGAGCGGGAACAGCUGCAGGCUCAGAGCAGGAAGCAGGAGGAGAAGAUGAAGGAGCUGACGGCUGAGCUGAAGCACAGAAGGAAGGUGAUCCGCACCCAGCAGUCGCUGUUCGCACCGCGGAUCAGCAGCAGUCACAAGUGUCCGCAUUGUGAGAAAUACUUCCUGAACAACUCCUUCCUCCUGAACCACCUGCAGCGCCGGCAUCCGGACGAGUUCCAGACCCAGCUGCAGUCAGACGAAGAGAAGAAGUCUCAGAUGGCGAGUCUGAAACAGGAGAUCAGCAGCCUGAAGCAGCAGGUCGUGCAGCAGCAGCAGGAUCUACAGGCCAAGAUCGCUGAGGAGAAGGAGCAGCAGCACCUCCACAGGGAGCUGCAGAGGGAGCUGGACCGCUUCAAGUCUGAGGAGAUGGCACGCAUGGACCGCAUGAUCGAGGACAGCAGGGACGGCAUGCGCCGGGAGAUCAAGUUCCUCUGCAACCAGAACUUCCAGGCUCUCAGCGAAGUGAGUCAGCCGUCCAGGACGAAGACCCCCAGCCCUGUGAGAGAGCCAGAGAGAGACGUGGACCGGUACCAAGAGAUGCAUCUCCAAGCCAUCCAGAAGCUGGAGCUUCAGAUGAAGAAACAGGACAGAAAGUGGGAGUCCAAGCUGCAGGAAAUAAAAUCUGAACACGAAUCUGAGAAGAAUCAGCUGCUGAAGGAGCUGAGCCAGGUGCAGUCGCUGGUGGAGGAGCAGCAGGAGCUGAGCAGGAAGCUGCAGGAGAAGGAGCAAACCAUCCGGGCUCAGAGGGAGCAGAUCAGAACCAUCUCCUCUAAUCCACCCAUCAGGGUGGUGGAAGUCCCAGUUGCCGCGGAAACGGCGGCCCCGAAGCCCAAACCAAAGCGAGUGGUGCUCGAGGAGCCAGUCUCUGCUCUUAAACUGGAUCCUAUUCAGGAGCUGUCGGAGGAGGAGAAAGACUCCGGCAGCAUCUCGGAGAAGAGGCCGGCUGUGAUUAAAUCUGAGCCCGCACCGGCGAGGAAACCAAAGCUGAAAACCGGCGCUCGGAGAAAGAGCCCCGACAUCAAGGAGAUCCGGCCCGCGCUGGAACUCUCUCUUACCAAGAAGCUGGAAGGUCUUGGGGUCAGGGGUGACCAGAGUGGCUUAAAGAACAAGGAGCUGAUGUCUCUCCUGGCCGGUCUGAGCUCGACGCGAGACGCCGCCGUGAAGAAACUGCCUGAUUACUGGAGCUGUCGGGAGGAGAUAGCGAGCGACGCUGAUCAGAGGCUCAGAGCUCGCUGGAGAGGCACCCAACCCGCUCCCGAGCCCCAGUCCAGAUCAAAACAACCUGUUCAAGUCAUGCAGAUCCGCCCACGAUCCAGCAGCCUUCCAUCCAGAUCCAGCCAGGUGGCAUCAUCUGGAGCCACAGCUAAGCAGCCAAAGGUCCCUCAGCCGGUUCCCAGGACCAAACCCACCGUCCAGCCCAAGACAUCAACGCCCAAGAAUAAGACUGCCGUCAGGAUCGUCUCAAGCAGGACCCCUCCGUUCAGUUCAGAUGAGGAAUCUGAAGAAGAGACCGACUCAGAGGAGGAGCCUCCUCAAAAGAGCAAGUUGCCGGCGUCCAGAUUAUUUCAGGCCACGCCAGUCCAGAUUACAGCAAGUAAAACCGGUCCAGUCCAGUCCAAGAGCGCUGCAGCCUUUCAGUCCUCCUCCAAACAAUCAGCGGGAGCUGCAAUCCAGACAGCCGUCACAAAGAUGGAGAGCGAGGAAGAGGACGAUGACUGGUCAGAUGUCAGCGAGCUGCAGGAGAUCGACCCAAAACAGAUGCAGGCUUUCAAAGACCUGAACGGAAAUAUUAACAAAAAAAGAUCUGAUAAAGUUCAAAUCAGUGACUUGGCUCGAAAAAUGGAGCAGCAGUUUGCGGAGAGAGCGGUGAAGAAGCCAGCAGGGGGCGUUAGCGUCCUGCCUGGGAGGAGGGAUGAGGUUCAGGAGCUACUGAUUACAGAUGUGGAGGACAGACAGGAAGUGACUAAACCAACUCUCCGUGGUUCUGGACCCUUGAGGAAGAGCCUGGACUCACCUAGCACCAGCGUGUGGGGAACCUCCACAGGAAAGGGACCCAGCUCAGGUGUGACCGAAGCUGGAACAGGAAGCACCCUGAAGAGCAGCCUUUGUUCCCUCAGUGACAUCAGCGACUCAGAGUACUAACGCAAUAACACACCUGAUGUGAUGAUGUAGCACAAACACAGAGACCUCAGCUUCUAACUCCUGAACCAGACCAGCGAUACACCCCACAGGGUCCAGAGCCGCACCUGUCUCUAUCAACGUCACACUUUGUUGUCAGCUUUAUUUUUUGCCUUGUGCCAACUCUUUGCUUGUCAUAGAUUCAGUGUUUCAUGUGCAUUGUUCUGUUAUUAGGGAUCUCUGUUUUUCUACUUGUGUCAAAUUUUGUACAUUUUUAUUGCUUCAACUCAAAGAAAAUAUUUAUUCAAGCAAUAAAAAAGAUCUUUGUUGAAUUUUGA